CUAACAUACCCGGUAACCCAAUGUUCAGCCGACGCCUACCCUGUUUAACAAGCAGAAAGCUGCGCACAAGUCAGUCAGAUAAAACAAACCUGCGGUGAAACAAACAUCCGUCAAUCUAAGGAACUGUCUUCCCAGGUACAAUGGCGAACUGUGGUCUGGUUACUAUUCAGAAGGAACCAGUUCCUCUAAAGAGCAUCGAGGUGGACCUGGAGGUGAGGGACCAUGUAGCUACAGUGGUCUCCACUCUGAACUACAAGAACCAGGAAGACAAACCACUAGAGGCUGUCUUUGUCUUCCCUCUGCCUGGAGAUGCUGCUGUGUGUCAUUUCAGUGCUCAGAUUGGACAGACACACAUUGUAGCUGAGGUGAAGGAGAAACAGCAGGCUCGGGAGGAGUAUGACGAUGCACUGAGCUCCGGUCAGCAGGCCUUCCUACUGGAGGAGAGUGAGCAGAGUCCAGAUAUAUUCUCUCUGAGUGUGGGCAGUCUGCCUCCAGGAGAGAGCGCCUCCAUCAGGCUGGAGUAUGUCACUGAGCUGGCUGUGCAGGCUGAUGAUGGGCUGAGGUUCUGUCUGCCUGCUGUGCUCAACCCUCGCUACCAACCUCGGGGUAGUGAAGGCCCCAGGGUCCAGGUGAGCUCAGUUCCAGCCUCUCUGGUGCCCUACAGUCUGUCCUUUUCUGUCCAAGUGUCCUCUCCUCGUCCAAUCUGUAAAGUGGAGUCCAGCUGUUCCCUGGAGCCUCUUCAGUACCUGAACAGUGAUCAAACACAGGCCACGCUUAAGUUGGCUGCAGGACACAAGUUUGACAGAGACGUUGAAGUGCUGAUUUAUUACAAAGACGCCCACCAGCCCACUGCUGUGGUGGAGGCAGGACAGGCCUCUGCUCAACCUGGCUCACUGAUGGGUGAUCCAGUGGUGAUGGUGAGCCUGUACCCUGAGUUCCCUCAGUCUGUGAUGUCCUCACUCGCCUCCAGUGGAGAGUUUGUGUUCCUGAUGGAUCGAUCUGGGAGUAUGAGCUGUCCCAUCAAUAACAGCAAUCCACAAGAAACUCGCAUAACUAGUGCAAGGGACACUCUGCUGCUCCUGCUGAAGAGUUUACCUAUGGGCUGCUACUUCAACAUCUACAGCUUUGGGUCCAGCUUUGAACACAUCUUCCCUAAGAGUGUAGAGUACAACGAGAAGACCAUGGAGGAGGCUGUGAAAAAAGUGGAGGUGAUGGAUUCUAAUCUGGGAGGAACAGAGAUCCUUCAACCUCUUCAACACAUUUACAGCCAGCCCUGCAUUCCCAAACAGCCUAGACAACUGUUUGUCUUCACUGACGGAGAGGUGGGGAACACCAAAGAAGUGAUUGAUCAUGUGAAGAAGAAUGCAGGCUCCCACAGAUGUUUCUCAUUUGGGAUUGGAGAAGGAGCCAGCUCUGCUCUUAUUAAUGGGAUAGCCAAGGCAGGAGGAGGUCAUGCUCAGUUUAUCACUGGGACUGACAGGAUGCAACCAAAAGUGAUGCAGUCACUGAAGUUUGCACUGCAGCCAUCCGUGGAGGAGAUUUCUGUCGCAUGGGAUUUACCAAAGGGAGUGUCCGCUACCAUCCUCUCUCCUCCCAUCACAACAAUGUUUCAGGGUCAGAGGUCACUGAUUUAUGCCCAGCUUACUGGAGAGAGUCCAGCUGCCUCAGAAGGCUCUGUGACCGUGAAGUACAGCCUGGCAGGCCAUCCUUCUCAGAACCAGCUGAACUUCGGUCUCAAACUUGCUGAGGACACUGGAUUAACAGUCCACAGGCUGGCUGCUCGUACUGUAAUUCGCUCUCUGGAGUUAGAGCAGGCACCAUAUGGAGAUCCACGGUAUGGAGAAGCGCAGAAGAAGGCGGUGGAGCUCAGCGUCCAAUCAGGAGUGAGCAGUUCUUUCACUGCUUUCAUUGCUGUUAAUAAAGACAACGGCAAGUCAGUUCAAGGACCUCUGGUGCGCAGAAAUGUUCCAACUCCUUUCUACGGAAUGCCCAUGGCUUGUUUUGCAAUGUCAGGCCCUCCCGUCAUGGCUAUGGCUUGUGCUGCACGACCAGGUCGAUCAUCUUUCAUGAGAUUUCGAGCUGGUGGUUCCCUGAUUGCAGCAGAUUGUCUACCUGAAUCCAGUGAUGGUGUGAGCCCAAAGCCCAGUAGAGACCCUCUGCUGCACCUGGUGUCUCUCCAGAAGGCUGCUGGAUGCUGGCUGCUGGCUGCAGAUCUGGCUGAUGUGCUGGGAAAGACCAGUGAGGAAGUGGAGAAGUCAAAGCCUGCAUCGGUCAACGAGGAAGUGUACGCCACCAUUCUGGCUCUGAUCUGGCUUCAUGGUUUCAAGAUUGAUGCAAAGGAGGAGUGGGAGCUUCUGGCUGGGAAGGCAGCAUCAUGGAUCCAAGCUCAGAAUGCUGCGUGUGUGUCCGAGUGUGUGGAAGCUGGAAAUGCACUGUUGGGAUGCAGCAUGAAGAAAGAAGCUCUGGGGCUGUGAGGUUUUCUCUGAUGUAGCUUCCACUUCACGUUCUUAAACAAAAACGUUUAGUUAUUGAGCUCAUCUGACAAGCUUCAUAUUGUUUAUUGUUCCGUUUUUACUCACUUAUCUACCAAUGUGCCUGAGUAUAUUUUUGUUGCAAGUUUCUGUACAAAGAAGCCAUAUAACAGCAAACAGAAAAUAAGGUUUACUUGCGUCUUUGAAUGUUAAGUGUGAUUAAAAACAUGUAAUAGUAAAAAGUGAAGAUUCAUUCAAUUAAACAAAUUAGAGACCAGUGUAUGUCUGCUAAAUAAAAAGUUAAUCCUAA
Nothobranchius furzeri (turquoise killifish) is the source of this 2781-nucleotide messenger RNA. Its product is annotated as von Willebrand factor A domain-containing protein 5A. NCBI's taxonomy places the organism in Eukaryota, Metazoa, Chordata, Actinopteri, Cyprinodontiformes, Nothobranchiidae. The record is from RefSeq and is a predicted model, not a curated record.